AUGGUGGGGAAGCUCAGACUUCACUAUUUCAAUGGACGAGGUCGAAUGGAGUCCAUCUGGUGGCUCCUGCCUGCAGCUGUAGUCGAGGUUGAAGAGAAAUUUUUAGAAUCUCCAGAAGACUUGGAAAAGUAAAAAAAUGAUGGGUCUCUGAUGUUCCAGCAAGUGCCAAUGGUCGAAAUUGACGGGAUGAAGCUGGCACAGAGCAGAGCCAUUCUCAACUACAUCGCCGCCAAAUACAACCUGUAUGGGAAAGACAUAAAGGAGAGAGCCCUGAUUGAUAUGUAUUCUGAAGGUAUGGCAGAUUUGAAUGAAAUGAUCAUGACUUUACCACUAUGUCCACCUGAUCAAAAAGACGCCAAGAUGAUCCAGAUCAAAGAGAGAACAAUAAAUCGUUACCUCCCUGCCUUUGAAAAAGUGUUGAAGAGCCAUGGACAAGACUACCUGGUUGGCAACAAGCUGAGCAGGGCUGACAUCCACAUGGUUGAACUUAUGUGCUAUGUUGAAGAGAUUGAUCCUAGCCUUCUGGCCAACUUCCCUCUGCUGAAGGCCCUGAGGACCAGAAUCAGUAACCUCCCGACUGUGAAGAAGUUUCUGCAGCCCGGCAGUCAGAGGAAGCCUCCUAUAGAUGCAAAAAUGUUAGAAGAAGCCAGGAAGAUUUUCAAGUUUUAAAUAAAGCAGGCAUGGAUGCCCAGCACACGCAGCAUCCAUCUUCUGAAAUGUUCCAACAGUGCCGUGCUCUACCUAGAUGUAGGUCCUGGCUGUUGUGUGACUAAGAAAGCGUAGGUGCUCAUUGAAUGAGAAAUCAACUGUGCAUUGACUUGCAGAGCAAUCUGUUUUGGUCCAUUGUGAAAACAUGACCACCUUCUAAGAUGUGUCUUCAACUUAAAAUAA
Molecule: messenger RNA, 891 nt
Organism: Molossus molossus (Pallas's mastiff bat)
Lineage: Eukaryota; Metazoa; Chordata; Mammalia; Chiroptera; Molossidae
Product: glutathione S-transferase A1-like
Exons: 6
Biological process (GO): xenobiotic metabolic process; glutathione metabolic process
Cellular component (GO): cytosol; extracellular exosome
Molecular function (GO): glutathione transferase activity
Source: RefSeq, a predicted model, not a curated record